Messenger RNA from Pocillopora damicornis (cauliflower coral), 1923 nucleotides. RefSeq lists its product as uncharacterized. NCBI's taxonomy places the organism in Eukaryota, Metazoa, Cnidaria, Anthozoa, Scleractinia, Pocilloporidae. Gene Ontology annotation, biological process: protein polyubiquitination; proteasome-mediated ubiquitin-dependent protein catabolic process. Gene Ontology annotation, molecular function: ubiquitin protein ligase activity; protein binding. The record is from RefSeq and is a predicted model, not a curated record.
CAUCGAAGAAAUUCAUCGAAGACAUUUUACUCUGUAACGCGCCACGUCUGUACAUUUAGAGUUGAGAGGCUAUCGAAUUAUUUUUUCAUCAUAGGAGAUGGCUCCAGAUGGAAAAGAAUUGCUUGAGACUGUUUUUGGCUUGCUUACGAAAAAAGUUCGAAAGACGAAAGAAAGGAUGUUGGAAGAAGAUGUCGUUAGUGAAAUCGAAUCGAUAAAAUUUCAAUUGGAUGCACUCGCAAAAUCACAUCUUCUAACAAGUAUCACUUUGUUUAAAGAAGGUGUACUUUCCCUUUUCAAAAUAUUAGACAGAAAGGAAAGAGGUGAUUAUCGCAUGGAAACAGCACAGUUAACCGCAGAUUUAUCUGCAGAGAAUCCGAAGGAUGUGUCCCAAGAAUCACCAACAGGUCUUUCGAGUACAUUUUAUCGGGGUUUGCAAGACUUCAAACUAGAAAACUUGGAUGAGGAAGGCCACCGAGCGCUAUUGACUGCGAAAGAGGAUUUUCACCAGGCCCGCCUGAAAGCAACAGAAGCGUUUAACAAUGAAAGUCUGAGCACGUUGAAUCGCAUUCAAGCAACAGCCAUCCGUGUUGCAGCAAAAAUUCUCGAAAACGUGGAUCAUCCCCAAGAGGCGCUGGCGGUGUGUAAAUUGUCUCUUGAUGAUCUGCACUCCUUGAAGAGAGUGCAGGAAAGUUUUAGCGGGGAACUAACAAAGGGUUUUCGCAGACCUCUUUUUGGCAAAGAAGAGCGCAGGCAGAUAAUUGCGUCUGUUUGUCAAAUGAACCGGGUCAUCUACGACGUCAUGUCGAUGAUCGGUAAAAGUGGGGAGCUGCUCUCGCUACCUUUGAUCGGCGAGGGAAAGGAUGCAAUAAAUCCACUGCAUGACUCCAGAGUCGCCGAAAUUCUUUGUAGACUUGACAUGGAGCAGUUUUCCGUCCAGCCCUUGACACUUGGCCAACAAGAUGAAAAAGACAACCAGCUUAAAAUACCACAGGGUAUUGCUGCAGACUCACAAGGUCGCAUCAUUGUUGGCGAUGAAUGGGAUUGCAAUGUUAAAGUUUACGAUGGCUUUGGCAAGUUCCAGUACUCAUUUCCAUGUCCUCCGAGUGGCGAUCCCAACAUAGUCUCAAGCAUCGCCGAUAUAGCUACCGAUGACAGUGACAACGCCUAUAUCUUGAUUGAGGUGGAGAAGUCGACGAUGGCGUACUACCAAGUGUAUGCGUUUACGAAGCAGGCGGUGUUACAGUGCUUUUCUCUCAAAGAAGAGCCCAGAAAAGUCUUAAGGAUGACAUUAAACAAAGAAAACGAAGUUCUCGUGAUAGCCGACGUUUUGGACCAAAGCUAUACCAAGAGCAUUGUGGAGGUUUAUAACAAAGCAGGGCAGUUCCUGCACAGCUUCGGAGAACAACAUUUGAAAUGUUCACAAGAUUUGACUGUAGCUGGAGAUGGCCGUAUUCUUGUCCUGGACAAAGACGAUGAUUGCUCUCUUACCAUUCACGUCUUUCUCCCAAAUGGAAAACAUUCAUUCCAGUUUAACGUAGAUAAACAAGAAGAACCUUGUAACCAAAGAUCAAGGCCCUCCAUUGCUUGUUACCAGGCACUUAAUAAUGUAGUUGUGGCUGUACCUUGUAAGAAUUCUAUGGGAACGGGACACUGCGUAAAAAUUACCGUUUACGCCUUAAAAGAUGACAGACAUGAAUCUGUUCGCAGCAUUGAACUCGCCGCAAAUGAACAGGUUUCUACCCGAGGAAUCACAGUCACCUUUAAGGGACACGUCGCAGUCGCUAUACUUGAUAGGAGCGAAGGUAACAGCAGAGCGAUUUUUGUGUAGAACAAGGCUGUGGUAUCGCAUCAAAUCGAUGUGUUUACGUUUGCUAAUGACUAUGGCAAUUCUUUUUUUAAAAACAUAUUUUGAACAUUUGAGCG